This is a messenger RNA of Phragmites australis (common reed), 795 nucleotides long. RefSeq lists its product as uncharacterized. Lineage: Eukaryota; Viridiplantae; Streptophyta; Magnoliopsida; Poales; Poaceae. The record is from RefSeq and is a predicted model, not a curated record. Gene Ontology annotation, cellular component: chloroplast. Bases 168 to 650 code for a protein of 160 amino acids. The transcript has a single exon.
AGAACAGAGACGACCUCGUCGCCCGCGCCACGCACCCGCGCCCGCUCGCGGCUAUAUAAACAGCAGGUCCGCAGCCUAACGACGCCACGCUUGCAAAGCAAAGGAUUUUGCUCGAUUUUGCGCGAAGGAUUCUGAGUGGUUCGGCUCGGCAGCGGGAAAGGGGAGAGAUGAGCUCGGUGUGCGCGAGGCCGGUGGGCGUGGGGUACUACUUCGGCGGGGCGAGGUGCCAGCGGCGGUCAGGGGUGAGGAUGUCGGCCGCGGCGGCGAGGGCGGCGGUGGCGACGAUGUACGAGGUGCUGGCGGUGGACGAGGCGGCGGGGCCGAACGAGAUCAAGGCGGCGUACAGGCGCGCCGCGCGGCGGUGGCACCCGGACGCGUGCCCCGGCGGCGCCGAGCAGUUCAUGCGCGCGCGGGAGGCCUACGAGGUGCUCUCCGACCCCGAGCGCAGGAGCGGCUACGACAUCCAGCUCCGCUGCGGCGGCGGCGACAUCGGUAGCGCGGGCUACCGCGCGGCGAGGCGCGCGGGGUUCGCCGACUGGGAGGCGCAGCUGGCCGGGCUGCAGUGGCUCGCGGCGGGGCGGCGCUCAGGCGGGGAGACGUGGGGGAGCCGGAUGCGCCGGGAUUCCGCUCCCGCGCAGGCGUCCUCGUAGUCGGGUCGCUGUGGUGGCUUUUGAUCGUUUCCCUCUUUUUCUUUUCUUUUCUUUUUCAUUGCUUCGAGAUUCGUGUGGUCCGUUAAGUUGAACGCUAUUUAUGAUCUGGAAAAGCAAAAUAGAACGCUUUUUCUUGCUUCUCUUA